This is a messenger RNA of Cladophialophora yegresii CBS 114405, 1470 nucleotides long. RefSeq names its product NAD-dependent aldehyde dehydrogenase. The transcript has 6 exons. The coding region runs from base 1 to 1470 and encodes 489 amino acids. Lineage: Eukaryota; Fungi; Ascomycota; Eurotiomycetes; Chaetothyriales; Herpotrichiellaceae. Gene Ontology annotation, molecular function: aldehyde dehydrogenase (NAD+) activity. The record is from RefSeq and is a predicted model, not a curated record.
AUGGCUCCGCACGCAACCGAGAACGGUGCCGCCAAUGGUGCAUCUACAGCAGGUUUGGACUUCACCACCUUCUCCAACGUGAUCGACGGGAAGCUCUCUUCCACCCAGAAGACUCGCCAUGGCAUCAAUCCUGCCACCGGCAAGCCCAACUACGAAGUGCCUGUUUCGGCACCCGAGGAUGUGGACAGGGCAAUGGCAGCAGCCAAGAGGGCAUGCAAGCCGUGGGCCAAGACACCUUACGCCGAGAGGCAGAAGGCUGUCAACGCGUUCGCAGACGCCCUGGAGCAAGAGAAGGAUGGAUUCGCGAAGCUGUUGACACAGGAACAGGGGAAGCCGCUCCACUUUGCCUACUUCGAGUUGGACUUCACCCUUCAGAUCAUCCGAACCAUGGCAAGCCUGGAGCUACCCACGGAGGAGAUCGUUGACGAAGCCGAACGGAAGAUCCUCGUGCGAUACACGCCCCUAGGUGUGACGGUCGGAAUUGCACCCUGGAACUAUCCCGUGUUGUUGUGCUGCUCGAAGAUUGCGCCAUGUGUCGUCACUGGCAAUCCCAUCAUCAUCAAGCCGUCGCCUUUCACCCCAUAUGGAGGUCUGAAGGUGGUCGAGCUGGCACAGAGAUUCUUCCCACCGGGUGUUGUGCAAGCUCUGAGCGGAGAUGACAACCUUGGCCCUUGGCUGACUGCUCACCCUACACCUGCCAAAGUGAGCUUCACUGGCUCCUCUGCAACGGGCAAGAAGGUGAUGGAGUCUUGCAGUAGGACCCUCAAGCGAGUCACGCUGGAACUAGGAGGCAACGAUCCUGCCGUCGUCCUGGAUGAUGUCAACAUCGAUGAGGUUGCUCCAAAGAUUGCAACCCUCGCUUUCUUGAAUUCUGGCCAGAUUUGCCUCGCCUUGAAACGCAUAUUCGUCCACGAGAAGAUCUACGAGCAGUUCCGCGACAAGAUGGUCGAGUACACCAAGACGCUGAAGGUCGGUGAAGGGUUCGAGAAGGAUGUCUUCCUCGGUCCCAUCCAGAACUCUAUGCAAUAUGAGCGUGUGAAGGGAUUCUUCGAGGCGAUCGACAAGGAAAAGUACGAGGUUGCUGUUGGAGGCAAGAAUCCCGACGGCCCGGGCUACUUUAUCACACCCACCAUCAUCGAUCGCCCUAAGGAGGACUCGAGGAUUGUCGUCGAAGAACCUUUUGGCCCUAUCGUCCCACUCUUGACCUUCAGCACGGAUGAAGAAGCGAUUGAAAAGGCGAAUAACACUCCCUACGGGCUCGGUGCCUCAGUCUGGUCAGGGGAUAUUGAGCGCGCUGCGAAGGUGGCACAGGAGCUGGAAGCUGGGAGCGUCUGGGUGAACACUCACUUCGAGCUCGAUCCAAGGGCACCUUUCGGAGGAUUCAAGGAGAGUGGAAUUGGCACGGAAUUUGGUGUUGGCGGCUUGAAAUCGUACUGCAACUCGCAGACCCUGUACCUAAAGAAGAAGUAA